Linepithema humile (Argentine ant) is the source of this 6060-nucleotide messenger RNA. Lineage: Eukaryota; Metazoa; Arthropoda; Insecta; Hymenoptera; Formicidae. The record is from RefSeq and is a predicted model, not a curated record.
CGGCCACGCAAUCUUGGGCACGAGGCACAAACUUCCUGCACGAUACUUUCAAUUUCUGUCAAAAUGCCUCGAUUAUCUUAACUCCUGUCGAUCGAUUCCUCUAAUGCAUUACUAUCUACAUGUGCAGGCGGUGGUGUGCUUCGAAAUUCGAUACAAUCCCCCAGACGGAAGUUGCAGCUCGUACGCGGCCUCGGAAAUAAUGGAGGACGAACAGCAAAUGUUGAUCGACAUCGAGCAAAAUAUCGCGAACCUUGAAAAAAGCCUCGAGCAGGCCAAUUCUACCGGUGGAAAAAAAGUAGGAUCCUGGCAUACUCCGGAAAAAACAUCGAAAAAAGGCAUCUUACAAAAAGGCACUUCUCUGUCAGCCAGCGAAAAGUCACCCGACACCCGAAAGCGAAGCACCACUCUGAGGAGCAUGCGAUCUUUGUUGAAAUUGGGAAAGCAGAGACCGCCACGUACUCGAUCCUGCGACAGCAGUUCGGAAACGAGAGAGCUCCUCGACAGGCAGGACUCCAGCUGCCCAACUUCCAACGAACCCUCCCGAACGAACUCGAUGACAUCUCUUGAAACAAAUGCGUCCGAUAACGACAGCCAGUUAAAUGCCAACCCUGAACAAGAGGAAACAGUUGUAAAACAGAACAAGAAAUCAAAACCAAAGGCGGGCGAUACCGGGCAAAGUGCGUUAAAAGCUCAGGAUUACCAAGUGUGCGUUACGAUUAUCGAGGCAAGGCAACUUGCCGGUCUCAAUAUGGAUCCGGUGGUUUGCGUGCAAGUCGGCGAUCAGCGCAAAUACACGAGCGUCAAGGAAUCCACGAAUUGCCCAUACUACAAUGAAUACUUUGUCUUCGAUUUUCACAUGCCGCCCGUGAUGCUUUUCGACAAAAUCAUUACGCUCUCGGUGCAGCAAUCGCGGAAUCUCUUGCGCGCUAAUCUAACGCUGGGCAUCUUUAAGUUAGACAUCGCGACGGUAUGGGCACAACCAGACCACCAAUUCUAUCACAAAUGGGCUUUGCUCACCGAUCCGGAUGACGUCGCCGGUGGACCAAAGGGUUAUCUAAAAUGCGAUAUAAGCGUCAUUGGUAAGGGCGAUACUGUGAAAAUCCCUCCGAAAAGCGAGAAGGACGAGGAUGACAUCGAGGGCAAUUUAUUGCUGCCGGAUGGUGUGCCAAUCGAGAGGCAACGCGCGAAAUUUGUAGUGAAGAUUUAUAGAGCUGACGGCUUACCGAAAAUGAACAGCAGUAUUAUGGCGAACGUAAAGAAGGCUUUCACAGGGGAAGUGAAGGACCUGGUGGAUCCAUAUGUACAUGUGUCCUUUGCUGGACUCAGCGGAAAAACCAGCGUAAAGAGGCACAGUUACGCUCCGGUAUGGAACGAGCAGAUAGUUUUCAGCGAAAUGUUUCCCCCUCUCUGUCAGAGGAUAAAAAUACAAUUAUGCGAUAACGAUCCGGUGCACGCCACCGUGAUUGGUACACAUUUUGUGGAUCUAAAACAGAUCAGUAAUGACGGGGAAAAAGGAUUUCUGCCGACCUUCGGUCCGGCGUUUAUCCAUCUUUACGGCAGCAUUAGAGAUUACAGUCUCAUAGAUGAACAUUCAACAUUAAACUCCGGUUUAGGCGAGGGAAUCUCAUAUAGAGCAAGGCUACUGAUAGCAAUACGCACCGAGAUCACCGACAACGUGGAAAUGGCACCGUCGGAAGUCGAGGUGGAGCCGACUGUACCGAUCAAUGAAACCGCCUAUGCGAGAAACGAGGAGUUUUUCCUGUUUGCCACGAUUAUGGAUGCGACGAUGAUUGACAAAAAGCUGGGCGACAAACCGAUGUACUUCGAAAUAUCGAUUGGCAACGCGGGCAACGCUCUCGACGGUCACAACGAGAGUUCCAAGAUGUACGAUGCGUCGAGGGGUGGAAUGAGCGGUGAAGAGGAAGAUCUGCAGGAAAUACUCGCUGGAUCCUGGCAGAGCACCACGCCGUCUAGCAAGCCAAUGACGCACGAUAAGAUUUAUUAUUUCCUACCGUACUGGGAUGACAAGCCGUCUCUUCACGUGAGAAGUAUAUGGCCGGAUUAUAGACGCAGGAUGUACAACAGCAAUAUCAUCGGCAAGAUCGUCGAUAAGCUGGAAGAAGGAUUAUCGGAGGUGCAAUUGCACUUAGAGGAUUCGACGUGUGAGAAACUUUUGAAGAGCACUCUGGAAGAACUGAGCGCGAACUGCAACCGAUACGUCAGCAUCAGCAAGUCCAGCGUGACCGGUCCGGGUGUCGGGAAGACGAAGCUGGACAAAGAGCGUACGAAAUUGUGCCAACGGGAGCUGGAAAAUAUCGGGAUCUUGUCGCGCAAUCUCAAAGCGCUCGUGACUAAAAGCAGCUUCAAGGAGAGAUUGAAGACAGCGCACAGCUAUCUGCAGAAAUUAAAGUUUCUCGUCGAGGAUCCGCAAGACUCGCUGCCAGACGUAUUCAUCUGGGUAAUCAGCUCCGGCAGACGAGUGGCGUAUCAAAGAAUACCCGGUCGCGAAUUAAUCUACUCGGUAGUCGACGAGGAGUGCGGCCGGCAUUGCGGCAAAGUGCAGACUAUGUUCCUUAAGCUUCCAGGUAAAAAAAGAUUCGGACCGUCGGGAUGGGCGAUUCAGACGAAACUACAGAUCUACAUGUGGUUGGGGAUACUGAAGCACAAAAAAUAUUUUAUCCAAGGUUUGCCGAAAGGUUACGAGGUCAGCCACGAGCUGAGGAAUGUAGACAGACCUCGUGGUCUGCCGCCCAUUAUGAUUCACUAUGUUCAGAAGCACAAAUUUCAAUUGAGAGCGCACAUGUAUCAAGCGAGAUCAUUGAUCGGCAGCGACGCGUCCGGCCUUUCCGAUCCAUUCGCGCGAGUGAUCUGUGGUGAAUUUUGUAAGUGUACUCAAGUAAUCGAUGAGACCCUCAGUCCAACGUGGGACGAGCUGCUACUGUUCGAUGACAUUCUGAUUUACGGUACCGCCGAGGAGAUCAAGAAGGACCCACCAUCCAUCGUCAUCGAGCUAUUCGAUCAAGAUAAAGUGAGUCAUAUUAUAGCUAUGGACGUAACACUGCAUGAGGGCUCUGCUUUAACAGGAAAAUCGGAAUAUAUCGGCCGUGCGAUCGCGCGACCGCACGUCAAGCUCGCCGCCGAGUCCUAUACUCCUCCGCAAUAUCCGCCGUCUUUGGAAUGGUAUGACGUUACUAGAGGCACCUCGCGGGCAGGCGAGCUUUUGGCGGUCUUCGAAUUAUUGGAAUAUCCUUCUACCAAAGACUAUGGCUUCCCAACUCUACCGGAUCCCAAGGAUUUUACCUCCGGAUCUCAGGCUCCUGGUUCCGGGCAGGAUCAAGGCCCGAUUCUUCCAGUGCCCGUGGGAAUCCGGCCUACUUUGUCGAAAUAUCGAAUUGAGGUGCUUUUCUGGGGCUUGCGGGACCUGAAAAGAAUCCACUUACUGACCGUGGACAAGCCUCGCGUGGAUGUUGAAUGCGCCGGUCACAUUCUCUAUUCAUCUGUCAUAGCAAACGCGAAGAAGAAUCCGAAUUUCAACACGCCAAUCAAGUUUCUAGAGCUAGAACUUCCCGAGCAAGAGCUUUAUCGACCGCCAUUGACUAUAAGAGCGGUAGAUUGUCGGAGCUUUGGCAGAUACACUCUCGUAGGCACUCAUACUAUCAAUUCGAUUCACAAAUACAUGUACUCCCCUUUGACCAAAAGGGCAAAGGACGCCCAAGAGAGGAAGAAGAGCUUAUAUCAGCUGCAAUGCACGGCUCUCGAUCAAUCUAAGUCGAAAUGUCAACAAAUAUCAUUGCCUGAACCGUUUACUGACAUGGAAUCUAACAAUGGUGAUACCACCAUCACUCUCGGGUUCGAUCUGGCAGGUCCUACGAAGAAGGACAAAACGGAGCAAAAUUUGCGCAGAAAACAGAGCUUGGUUAAAGACAGCAGCAUGGGCGAUUUAAGUGCGUUAGAGGACGGAGACGGCUGUCAAGACUGGUGGACAAAGUAUUUCGCGUCUGUGGAGACGAUGAUCGAAGAGAACAAGGAGUUGCGCAAGGAGAAAUCUAUAUUGCAAAAUCAGCCGAACGGAUCGCUACCGAUGUUCCUGGAACCCGUCGCACCCGUCGCACAAAAUCAACUGGCCGCUUCAGGCGAGAAGACCCCUGGGAAUAAUCCUACAAAGAAGUUAUUUGGCCUGAAAUCACCGGCGAACGCGGCGAAAUUCGUUUCGAAACUCAGCCCGAAGCAAACGCAGCGCAAGUCCAGGAAGACCGCGCUCUUAAAGAUCUAUCCUGGCGAACUGGAAGCGCAACCUGAGUUCGAACAGUUCAAGGAAUGGUUGCACACCUUCGAAUUGUAUCGCGGUAAAAAAACCGGCGAUGAGACCGAGGACGAAUCCAGAAUCGUGGGCAACUUUAAAGGCGCGCUGAAGGUUUACAAGUGGCCGUUGCCCAAGGACCUUGUAGACCACACAGUGAUGGGUUUUGACCCGCAGUACGGGUUUUUUCAAGGUGUCCCAUCGAACGAGCCUAUUCACGUUCUGGUACGAGUGUACAUUGUCAAGGCUAACGAUCUUCAUCCUUGCGACUUAAAUGGAAAAGCGGAUCCCUACGUGGUCCUGCAGCUGGGUGGCAAAAGAAUCAGCGACAAAGAAAACUAUGUGUCGAAACAACUGAAUCCUGUCUUUGGAAAGUGUUUCGAGAUUGAGGCAACGUUUCCGCAGGAUUCUCUACUUACUGUGCAAGUCAUAGAUUGGGAUUUAGUUGGAACGGACGAUAUGAUCGGCGAGACCAAGAUCGACCUGGAAAAUCGUUUCUACAGUAGACAUCGUGCUACGUGCGGGCUCGCAAAAAAAUACGACGAAUCUGGAUACAACAAAUGGAGAGACGCGAUGAAGCCAACUCAGAUACUUUUGAAGUUAUGCAAAGAUGGCAAAAUCGAUGGACCAGUAUAUUCACACGGACAUGUUACAAUCGGCAGAAAAACAUUCUCUCUCUCACCUGAGGAUAUGGAAUUUUAUGUACACACGAAAGGAAUGGAAGAACAUCUCGCUUUAGCAGUUCUCCACCAGUGGAAUGCCUUCCCACGGAUCGGUUGUACUUUGGUACCCGAGCACGUGGAAACUCGACCACUCUACAAUCCUGAAAAACCUGGAAUUGAACAGGGAAAAUUGGAAAUGUGGGUGGACAUGUUCCCAAUGGACAUGCCUUCGCCCGGACCAUGCAUCGAUAUUUCACCCAGAAAGCCCAAGAGUUACGAAUUGAGAGUUAUUAUAUGGAAUACGGACGACGUCGUUUUGGAAGACGAUGCUUUCUUCACCGGUGAAAAGAUGAGCGACAUUUAUGUAAAAGGAUGGCUAAAAGGACCAGAAGAUUGUCAAUCCACCGAUAUUCAUUACCGGUCGUUGACGGGCGAAGGAAACUUUAACUGGCGCAUCAUAUUUCCAUUCGAUUAUUUGGUAGCGGAAGAGAAGAUCGUUAUUAAUCGCAAAGAAAGUCUGUUUAGUUGGGACGAAACCGAGUGUAAAAUACCAGCACGUCUAGAAUUACAAGUCUGGGACGCGGACCAUUUCUCCGCGGACGAUUUUCUGGGCGCGAUAACCCUUGAUCUCAAUCGGUUUCCCCGAGGUGCGAAGAAUAGCAAGCUCUGCUCGCUAAGCAUGUUGAAGACCGAUGGCUCUGUGCCGAUGGUCAACAUCUUCAAACAGAAACGUAUAAAGGGCUGGUGGCCGUUUUAUGUGAAGAAAGAGAAUGAGGAUAUGGAACUGACGGGUAAGGUUGAGGCUGAGAUACAUUUGCUCACGAAAGAAGAGGCCGAAAAAAAUCCCGCUGGUUUUGGUAGAAACGAGCCAGAUCCAUUGGACAAGCCAAAUCGACCGGACGCAUCAUUCAUGUGGUUCCUCAAUCCGCUGAAGUCUAUCAAGUACAUAGUCUGGCACAAUUACAAAUGGGCUAUCCUGAAGGCUAUAGUCGCGAUUGGAUUGCUUGUACUUUUGCUUUUGUUCUUCUACGCGAUACCAGGUUACUCGGUGAAAAAAAUCUUGGGAGCUUAAAAGUGCCACUCGUUGCAAUAUACAUA